Helobdella robusta is the source of this 1989-nucleotide messenger RNA. RefSeq lists its product as hypothetical. Bases 1 to 1989 code for a protein of 662 amino acids. The transcript has 5 exons. The record is from RefSeq and is a predicted model, not a curated record. NCBI's taxonomy places the organism in Eukaryota, Metazoa, Annelida, Clitellata, Rhynchobdellida, Glossiphoniidae.
AUGGCUUCUAGCCAGAGCUCCUCUUCUGGUUCCAGCACUCUCACUCGUUGUCACGUAUGUUCCAAACAUUUUCGUUUGCGUCCCGAUGGCGCAUUGGUUAGGCAUGGAGGAAAGGUUAAAGGUUCAGAAUGUUCCGGUUCCCUGGCGAAGCCCAAGAACGGGUCAAAAUGCGCGUCAUUGGGAAACGUUUCCGGUUGCGCCCCCGCCGCCAAUGCGGUCGGCAACGUCUUGAUCAGCAGUGCUGCACCGCAACAGGUUUCUAAAAUCGACAUGGCAGAGAGGUUUUUCAGAAAAUCUGCUAGUUUUUGUUUAAUGGAUCACAUCCCCAAACAUUCAAGAACAAAAUUUGGUCAGACGCUGGCUAAAGUGGUAAAGGAAAUUAUUGAUAAACCCUCUAUUUCAAUCAGUUGGUUCAAAUUGCUCUUUUUGCCAGCAAUGAUCUUGAGGAAAAGUCACCGCGGCGGCAGACGUCAUAAUCCAACUGGACUAAUCAAUCAGAGGAUUGACGAUUUUGGCGGACAAUCCGUCGAGAAGAUGGCUGACUGCUUAGAAUUCGUUAAUAAAUUGGAGAAUAAGAAAUCAGCCGAAUCUAAGUUGAUAUCUUCGGUAAAGUCUAAGAUCGAAAAAGGAAACAUAAAAAAUGCGAUGCAGCUUCUGUCAUCAACGGACACCGUGGCACCUGAUACUGAAGAGACUAUACGUGCUCUAAAGUCUAAACAUCCCACCGCACCCAACAACAAACAGCAAAGUCCCUCCAAGGAAAGUUCAACCCUGUGCGUUACAUCUCAACAAGUACUGGUUUGUUUAAAAACUUUCCCAAAGGGAACAUCAGGUGGCAGUGACGGCCUUACGCCGGAGCAUCUGAAAGACCUCACAUCUUCAAAAACAGAUUCGAUUGAUCUCAUCAACUCAAUCACUGCAUUUAUCAACAUGAUCUUAAAUGGUGAUUGCCCGCCUGAUGUGGCCCCAUACUUUUUUGGCGGAAGGCUGGGGACGCUGCCUAUAUGUGUUGGUGGCCUGGGUUUGGGUUCCGCGGCUGAGCUGGCACCUUCUGCCUUUUUGGCUUCUGCUGCUGCCACGGUGGCCCUCCAGGAUCUGAUGUUGCCGAGGGAUGGGAUUUAUGUCGAUAACUUCAGAAUGCAAGUAUACGACAUGUGGCGCGCCACCAACGGAGAUGUGGCUGGUAUCCCGGUUAUAAAAGAACCCAUGGGUUUGAUAGAGGAAGGAGCCUUUAGGCCUGAUGGUUACACUAUCACCCCAUGGGCUCAGGGACGGUCCCUGGCUUGGGACGUUACCUUACCCCACACUAUGGCUGACCGAUAUAUCGGCUACACUUCAGUUGAGGCGGGCACUGCUGCCCUUAAAGCGUCCGAUUUCAAAAAUGAAAAAUACGAUUCAUUAAACAAUUUAAGCAAAAUAUUUCAACCCAUUUGCAUUGAAACUCAAGGCGGGCAGAAACCGUACCGAGGACUGAAUGGCGCCAGGGAAAUGGCGUCGCAAACGGUUCCCCUGGGGCACCAGGUCCAUCCCCAGGUGUAUUUAAGAAGCCUUGCUUCAGUAACCAGGGCACUGCUGGAGUUGACACAUAUUUCCCGUGGUACUCGUGGGACUAAAAUGAAGACAACAAAACUUACUGGAAAAAAUGGAGACAUCAUUGAUAACAGGGAUCACGCUCAACAAGAAGCACUAGACACAAAUGCUGAAAUGAAGCGAAUAAAUAACUGGGAACAAUUAAGCCAGCUUAUUGAUGGGCUAUUGGAUUUUGUUAAACCAAAAUCAAAUGUUCAUAAAGAGAUUAAAAGUAGGGCGACUAAUAUUGCCAAUCCGAGUGCAAUGUUCUUUCCACCAAUAUCAAGGGUGCGAAACCAAGAUGAAUCAUCAGCAAUAGAUACAGGAGCUGAUGCAGACAGUGAAUCGGCUGUUGACGCUAGAUCUGUCAAGCGAAAAGACCGAACACCUCCAGAAAGUGGGAGCAAAAUAAACAAAUGA